This is a messenger RNA of Drosophila mauritiana, 1704 nucleotides long. RefSeq names its product SET domain-containing protein SmydA-8 (gene SmydA-3). Lineage: Eukaryota; Metazoa; Arthropoda; Insecta; Diptera; Drosophilidae. The record is from RefSeq and is a predicted model, not a curated record. The transcript is spliced from 4 exons. The coding region runs from base 33 to 1556 and encodes 507 amino acids.
CUGAGUGCGGCCAGCCGGCAUCAGUCAGCGAAAUGACAUCGCCGCCAACGCUGUCGGUGAAUCGGACAGCGGUUCAGUGGAGUCCGGUCUGCGGACGCUAUCUGGUGGCCAAGGGAGCGACCCGUGGCCACGGACUGCUGAUUGAGGAGCUGCCUUUUGCCGUUGGGCCCAAGUGCAAUGGACCGGUGGUGUGCCUGGGUUGCUACGAAACCGACCCAGAUCCGGAGGAGGAGCUGUGCAACGAAUGUGGCUGGCCGCUGUGCGUGGCGUGCGCCCAACAAGCGGAUAACGCCCAUUUCCAGCAGGAGUGCCGAGAGCUGAGGGAUGCGCGGGCACGAUUCUUCCGCCUGCCCAGCGGGAGCAGCCACUGCCCGCAAUUGGACUGUAUUAUGCCGCUCAGGGUUCUGUUGGCCAAGGAGGCGAAUCCGGAGCGAUGGGACAACGAGGUGGCACCCAUGGAGCACCACGAGGAGGAGCGCCAGAAGGACGCGGAUGUCUGGCACGCGGAUCGCGUUAAUAUCGCUCAGUAUUUGCGCGGUCCUUGCCAACUGGCCAACCGAUUCAGCGAGGAGCUGAUCAUGCAGGUGGUGGGUGUGCUGGAGGUGAACGCCUUCGAGGCGCGCAGUCCCAAGGGCUAUCCACUGAGAUGCCUCUUUCCCUACACCGGCAUUCUGGCCCACAACUGCGUGCCCAACACAGCCAGGAGCAUCUAUCCCAGCGAGGGAUACAAAAUCCGACUGCGCGCCAUGGUAGACUUGGAGGAGGGUCAGCCCCUGCACCACAGCUACACCUACACAUUGGAUGGCACUGCCCAGAGACAGAAGCACCUGAAGCAGGGCAAGUUCUUCACCUGCCAAUGCGAACGCUGCCAGGAUCCCACCGAAUUGGGAACGCACUUCUCCAGCCUGAAGUGCGGUCAGUGCGCCGAGGGAUUCCAAGUGCCCAGGCAGCCAACAGAACCGGACACCAGCUGGAGCUGCGCGAGCUGUGGCUCCGACACCAGCAAUGCGGAUGCACUGGCGAUGCUCCAAUCCCUGCAAUCCGAGGUGAAUGCCGUGCAAGCGCUGCCCAUGGCAGCCAAGCGGCUGGAGGAGAUCGAACGAUUGUUGCGCAAGUACAAAUCGUUGCUGCAUCCGCUGCACUUUAUAGCCACCGGGCUGAGGCAGCUGCUCAUCGAGAUGUACGGGCGUGUUCAGGGCUACGAGAUGGUACAACUGCCGGACCACCAGUUGGAGCGCAAGGCGGAGCUGUGCCGCCAAGUGCUGCGAGUGCUGAACACCUUCGAACCGGGUCUGAGUCGCACACGCGCCAUGAAUCUCUACGAGCUGCACGUGCCACUGGUGCUGCUGGCCAAAAGUGGCUUCAUAGCCGGCAAGCUGAAGGGCGGCGAGCUGCGUGCCCGCCUCGUGGACGCCAUAGAUCUGCUGAAGGAGUGUGUGGAGAUCCUCGAGUUCGAGGACAAGAGCUCCCAGGAGGGAGUGCUGUGCGUCGUGGCCAAGCAGGCGCUGAAGCAGCUUACCCUGAGCGUCGAGGGACUGGGAAGCGAACUCGAUUGAUUACUUAUGCAUAUCGGUUAGCUUUAUUGGGAACAGUUCUGGGUUUCUAGGGACACAAACUGCUGAUGUUGGUGUUACAUUUAAAAUCUUCUUGGUGCGCUGGUCGAUGGUCGUAAAUGUCAAAAGAACAAUAAACUACAAAACUAAA